Messenger RNA from Drosophila persimilis, 1714 nucleotides. It is a transcript of the gene Rsph3, whose product is annotated as radial spoke head protein 3 homolog B. The transcript has 4 exons. The coding region runs from base 98 to 1381 and encodes 427 amino acids. Lineage: Eukaryota; Metazoa; Arthropoda; Insecta; Diptera; Drosophilidae. Gene Ontology annotation, cellular component: cilium. The record is from RefSeq and is a predicted model, not a curated record.
UGUACACUUCAUUCCGGUAGAUCUCUGACCCGAGUGAGAGAGAUACUUUUCGUAAAUUUAUUAACACACAAAAAAACGCACAAAAAGCCGCGAAGUGAUGCCAACGAUUCCGAAACGCGACUACAAGCCAAACGGCGGUGGCAGUGGCUACCGGGCAGGCGGCGAUCGCCUGCGCGGGGGCGGCGGCGGUGGCCCCGGCGGUGGCAAGAAUUUGGGCAUGGAUUUGCUCAUCCGCACCGAGGUCACAGAGAUGCAGAUCAAGUGGCAGGACAACCCCUGCCCGGCGCCGCCCUGCAAGCAAGCCUUCUGGUGGUCCAGUCAGCCAAAGCCCGUCAAAAUCAAAGGUUGCCCCAAAGCCGUUGUGCCGCCGCCAGAGCCCUACAAGAACGUCAUGUACGACCGUCGUGUCAUAAAAGGCAGCAACUUUGGCAACGCCUCCAUGGUGGCGGAUGUGGAUCCCUUCGACAAGGCCGCGGAAAUUAAGCGACGCAAUAUGCUACGAAAGCGUUCGAUCCAAUGCAGGAACCAGAGGAAUGUCCUGGGCACACCACCGCCGGUGAAGGGCCGCAAACACGAGACUAUUCAGACAGAGAAGUAUUUGGAGAAACUGGGACAACGUCCACCCGAAUUCACGGUGGACACGCAAACGGAUCUGUUUUUGGAGAAGCCGCCAACACCGCCAUUCAUCGCCGCGAAGGUGGGCGUCGAUGUGGGCACCGAAAUCGGCGAGGGCGAGCUCUUCCACUUCGAUGCCGAGGCACAGCCCAUCAUUGAUGUCCUGGUGGAUGCCUGCAUCGAGCAGAGCAUGCUGGAGGUCGCACACGAGAUGGAAUUGGACAGUUUGCGCCGCAAGCAGGAGGAAUUCCUCGCCCAACGCGAGGUGGAGCUUGCCGAACUGCGGCGCCUGGAGGCUGAGGAGAUGCGUCUGCGUGCCGAGAAGGAGCGCCGCCUGCGGCAAGAUGCCAUUGCUAAGGAACUCGACGCCGAGAUGCAGAAGAGCGUGACGGCAGCCAAGCUCUUGCAGGGCCACAUUGCCAGUCUGGUGCCCGAGGUCCUGGAGAACAUCGAGCCGGCCAGCGAUGCCGUCAAGAAGGAGCAGCUCAUGAAGAGCAUCUGUCCCUGGCUCUCGGCGGAGGUGGCCGAGGAGGUGGGCCACAUUGUGGACUCACGCGAGAUCCUCACGGCCAUCAUACAGGAGAUCAUCAAGCAGCGCGCGGAGGUGUAUGCCGGCUAUCGCGAAGACUUGUCCGAGGCCACCACACUCACGACGGAUGUUUGCGAGGAAGAGGGUUGCAUGGUCGACGAGAUGGAGGCGUGUCCGUGCGAGACCGGAACCGACGAAGAGUGCCCCACACCGCCGCCGGAGCCUCCGCAUUUGUGAGCACUUCGCAAAAUGCUGCAAAAUGAUUUUUUUUGUUUAGAUUUAGUUAAGAUUUUAAGUUGGACAAAAAGCGGCCCCUCCCAGACACACAUACACACAAAACAAAAAGACACACAUCCAUACAUAUAUACAAUACCCAAAAUAACCGCUAUGAUGGACAUGAUCGAACAUGCACCGCCGUUUUGCGGUCGUGUCUGGCGGUUGUGCUGCCUCUGGUAUCGCGGCAGCCGGCUGCCAAACACAAUUGCAGUGCAGCGGUGAAAUUUCAAAUUGUAACAAAUAUUGUUAAAGGUUUUUAUGUUAUUGAAAAUUCAACGAAAUAAAGCUCAAGAA